This is a messenger RNA of Chiloscyllium plagiosum (whitespotted bambooshark), 741 nucleotides long. RefSeq names its product protein ripply2.1-like. The record is from RefSeq and is a predicted model, not a curated record. Gene Ontology annotation, biological process: negative regulation of transcription by RNA polymerase II; embryonic pattern specification. Gene Ontology annotation, cellular component: nucleus. Lineage: Eukaryota; Metazoa; Chordata; Chondrichthyes; Orectolobiformes; Hemiscylliidae.
CAAAACAAACAGAUAUGUGAAAUGCCAGGGAGUCAUUCACCACUUUGGAGACCCUGGAUAAUGACAGCCAGAGAUAUAGACAGCCAGAGACUAGGAAGACAAAACUCACCAUUUCACAUGGGACAAGUCUAUCAUGAGAGUGAGGCCAUAUCUUUAUUCACUCACCCAGUCAGACUGAUGUGGCCCAGGAGCAAAUGCUUUGACUACCUGUACAGUGAAGGGCAGGAGCUUUUGUCAGCAUUCCCUGUGCAAGCUACAAUCAGCUUCUACAUAGAAUCCGAUACUGACGAGGAGGAUGAAGAAUUCAAUGAGGAAGAUGAAUUAGAAGAAGAAUCAGCUAUAGAGGAAACUGUAUUAGGGAAAAUAACAGAACAGAAAAGUCAACAGUUAUAAUAAAUGACAGACUAACACAAACCAACAACAUAUCCUGUUAAAUCUCAAUGGCUCAAUUUAACAAUUUAAAUAUUGCUGAAAAAGACACAUUUUGUUAAAGCUAUCUUUCUUGGACUUGUCAGGACAUUCACAAGAAUACCAAUGUAAAGGAGAACAACAUUUUAUAUAGUAUAAGCAAAUGCUGAUUGGUUGGCAAAUGGAUUCUGUUUGGUAGAGAUGUGUGGAGACUACACCAGAUACAGGAUGAUUGACAAUGAAUUGCCUGAACUUUGUUGAAAUUUAUUUUAUGAUGUGGCAAUGCUGGUGUUGGACUGCAGUGGACAAGGUCAGAAGGCACACAGGUUAUAG